Molecule: messenger RNA, 2223 nt
Organism: Lactuca saligna
Lineage: Eukaryota; Viridiplantae; Streptophyta; Magnoliopsida; Asterales; Asteraceae
Source: the annotation of a GenBank genome assembly
AAAAAACACAAAUCUUGUUUUUAAAUCUUUUUGAAGAGGUAGAAUGAAUUAUAAAUGCUAAAAAGGUUCAAAUCGAAAUCACAAUUCACGUUUCUAGCCCAAAACGAAGCCGAGAGAACCUGCGCUCAAAACAGCGGUAUUCAAUUCAACCUCCAUCGAUCAAAUUCGAUUAUCCUCUCUACUCCGUUCUUCCGGCGAUGUUAACAGUCCGAAGCCAACCCCAAAACACUUCUUUCUAUCCGCUAAUGCCCUUGUGGAAUAUAUCCUACUAAUAUCGACCAAACUCUCUGCACGCACUGUAUUAGGGUUCUUCCGUUAAUCUACCACUUGCCCUCCAAGUUUCUAGCUAGUUAUCAACGAACGCCAUGAAUGCCACAAUUAUAGAUCCGUUGCAGGGGGAUUUCCCAGAAGUGAUAGAAGAGUAUUUGGAACAUGGUAUCAUGAAAUGCAUAGCUUUUAAUCGCAGGGGAACUCUUCUUGCUGCCGGAUGUUCCGAUGGAAGCUGUGUAAUUUGGGACUUUGAAACCCGAGGAAUCGCAAAAGAGCUCCGCGAUAAAGACUGUGUUGCAGCCAUCACCAGUGUCUGCUGGUCAAAAUCCGGUCGCCACAUCCUCAUAUCCGCCGCCGAUAAAUCCUUAAAUCUCUGGGAUGUCAUGAAAGGAGACAAAAUUUACCGAACUACCCUUCAACAAACACCACUACAAGCCCGCCUACACCCCGGCGGCGGUUCACCGGAAUCCACUCUCUGCCUCGUUUGCCCUUUCUCCUCCGCUCCCAUGAUCGUCAAUCUCCAAACCGAAACCACCACAACACUUCCAAUUUCAUUCUCUGGCGGCACCACCACCGCCACCACCGGAGCUCCACCACGAAACAAAUUCUCCGACGGGUCCGCACAUUACACGCCAACCGCCGCCUGUUUCAACAAACACGGGGAUUUAGUUUAUGUCGGGAAUUCAAUCGGAGAAAUUCUUAUAAUCGAUCACAACAAGAAUCUUGUUCGCGGGGUGGUGGCGGUUUCCGGUGGGGCGGUGAUAAAGAACAUAGUGUUCAGUCGGGACGGUCGCCACCUUCUCAUAAACUCAAGCGACCGGACAAUUCGUGUAUAUGAAAACCUCUUACCCUUAAAAGAUUCACUCAAAUCCCUCAAUGAGAUGAUCUUUGAUAACACUCUUGAUGAGGGUGAAAUCGUAAAAAGCGCAGGGGUGAAAAGUUUGUUGCUUUUCCGGGAGUUUCAAGAUUCGAUCACGCGAGUGCAUUGGAAGGCUCCGUGUUUUAGUGGUGAUGGGGAGUGGGUGGUGGGUGGGUCUGCUAGUAAAGGGGAGCAUAAGAUUUAUAUAUGGGAUAGGGCUGGACAUUUGGUGAAGAUUCUAGAAGGUCCAAAAGAAGCUUUGAUGGAUUUGGCAUGGCAUCCGGUUCAUCCAAUGGUUGUAUCCGUUUCUUUAACGGGUUUGGUUUAUAUUUGGGCUAAAGAUUAUACAGAAAAUUGGAGUGCAUUUGCUCCGGAUUUUAAAGAACUUGAGGAGAAUGAAGAGUAUGUGGAAAGAGAAGAUGAGUUUGAUUUGAUGCCUGAAACCGAAAAGGUGAAAGAUUUGGAAACGAAUGAAGAUGAUGAAGUUGACAUUACAACUGUGGAGAAAGACUCUGCAUUUAGUGAUUCCGAUCUCUCUCAAGAGGAACUCCGAUUCUUACCCGCGGAUCCGUUUCCGGAUGUUUCCGAGCAGCAGGAGAAACACACCGCAAGUAAUUCCAAACUCGGUGAUAGCAAGAAUUCUGAUUCCCCUCUUUCAGAAGAAACCGGGGCAAUGAAUCAUGAUUCCAGUCAAAUCGAAGGAAUGGAGAAUUCCGGUGGUGAAGAUGGGGGAAUGACAUAUUUGAAGAGAAGGCGAAAGCCGUCUGAGAAGGUGUUGGAAUUGCAAGCACAGAAAGUUAGGAAACCGUUGCCGAAAGCGAAAGGUGGUUUGGGUAAAUCAUCAAAAACAAAAAGUAGAAUUGGGAAUGGAAUUGGAAUUGAACAAGAACAGGAUAUGAAUAACUUUGGGGAUGAGUUUGGGAUUGAUGAUUAGUUAAAAGGGAAUGUAAUAAGCUAAUAAUCAACAACUUAUUGUAGUUUAAAGAUUGGACUUGGUUUUAUGUAGUGGUAUCAACCACACGAAAGCUUUUUAAUGCUGUUUUUUCAUAAAAAAGCGCAAAAAAAAAUGCAUCGUAUCUUCCAUAACAUAACGG